CAAUAUCAAGCAAGCUGUUCGCAUGCUUGACCUCGCAAAGAUAUUAUCUUCAAAUAUAAUUAUAAGGAUCAAGGACUCAUAUAGCGAAAGAUAUCACGUCAAAUUUGUAUCAAACUUAAGCUGUUUUACUGUAUUAGCUCGUUAAAAUGGUCGGACCGCCACCACUUCAGGGUCUCAAUGUCUUGGAAUUUGCUGGGCUCGCACCCGGACCUUUCGCCGGUUUGCUUCUCGCUGACGCCGGCGCGAAUGUCCUUCGCAUAGAUCGUCAUACAUCUAACGCUCAAGCAGUGCCGACAGCCGACCUGCUCACGAGACGCAAAUCUUCUAUUGCCGUCAAUCUGAAGUCACAAAGUGGGAUUGAUGUUAUUAAAGAAUUAGUUAAGAGUGCCGACAUCAUAAUCGAUCCGUUCCGUCCGGGAGUACUGGAAAACCUCGGCAUUGGUCCGGAAGUCUUACGCGCUAUCAAUCCUCGUCUGAUAUACGGCCGUAUGACAGGCUUCCGCCGAGAUGGUCGAUAUGCAUCGAUGGCCGGCCACGACAUCAAUUACCUUGCCGUGUCCGGGGUUCUUUCUCGACUAGGCAGGAGUGGCGAUAAACCGCACCCGCCUACCAACAUCCUGGGAGAUUUUGCAGGAGGAGGUGCUACAUUAUUCCAAGGUAUUUUACUAGCCAUCAUAGCUAGAGAGAAAACCGGGGAAGGGCAAAUCGUCGAGGCAAACAUGGUAGACGGUGCCAACUAUUUGGCGACCUUCACCCGACAAAGUUUAAAAAUUCCGAUAGGUCAUCAUCCACGUGGGGAGAACCUGUUAGAUGGAGGUUGCCCGUUUUACGAUACGUAUGAAACCAAAGAUGGGAAGUAUAUGGCCGUGGGAGCUUUAGAACCACAAUUUUAUGCAGCGUUGCUUCAAGGUCUAGGCUUAGGUAAUCAGGACUGGGAGAACCGGCGGCUUGACCGAGAAUCCUGGCCGGAAAUGCGACGGACAUUCGAAACUAUUUUUAAAUCCAAAACGCGCUCGGUGUGGGAAGGAAUUUUUGACGGCACUGACGCGUGCUGCACUCCCAUUCUAGAAUAUUCCGAGCUGGAAAUGGAUGUCAGCCGUGAAGGUGACCAACGACCAGCGGUGACGUUACGUGGAACACCCUGUCUAGCAGUUGGUGAGAAGGGGGUUAAUCCAACUGUCCAUGGUCAAGGUCCCGGUGUUCCCGGAAAUGGCUACGUUGGUCAGCUUCUGUCCCCGGGUCAAGGUGGCGAGAACGCUUUGAGAAAUUGGUUUGGUUGGACGAAGGGAAAAGAUUUUGAUAUCAAAAAUGGAGGCAUCGUGUUGAAGCCUAAGUCGAAGUUAUAGGCGGCCACACCAGAAGGAUAAAUCUAGGAUAAGGAGUAUGCCAUCUCAACGAUACACUUUUAAACGCCUUUGAUCCCUUUCCUAUCAGGAUCCCUUCUAACCGAAUUCUUUCCGUCUUCCCAAAUACAACACAACACAAAGUCCCAUCUGCUAC
Messenger RNA from Annulohypoxylon maeteangense, 1500 nucleotides. RefSeq names its product CoA-transferase family III. The coding region runs from base 147 to 1346 and encodes 399 amino acids. Gene Ontology annotation, molecular function: catalytic activity. The record is from RefSeq and is a predicted model, not a curated record. The transcript has 2 exons. Lineage: Eukaryota; Fungi; Ascomycota; Sordariomycetes; Xylariales; Hypoxylaceae.